Messenger RNA from Aspergillus pseudoviridinutans, 1260 nucleotides. RefSeq names its product cytochrome P450. Bases 1 to 1260 code for a protein of 419 amino acids. Lineage: Eukaryota; Fungi; Ascomycota; Eurotiomycetes; Eurotiales; Aspergillaceae. The record is from RefSeq and is a predicted model, not a curated record. The transcript is spliced from 2 exons. Gene Ontology annotation, molecular function: oxidoreductase activity, acting on paired donors, with incorporation or reduction of molecular oxygen, reduced flavin or flavoprotein as one donor, and incorporation of one atom of oxygen; heme binding; iron ion binding.
AUGAUACUCACCCGCGAGCCACAAAACAUCAAAACCAUCCUCUCUCUCAAGUUCAACGACUACAAGGUUGGAGAUCGUAUUAAGUCUCAGGGAAAACUUCUCGGUCAUGGUAUCUUCACCGCUGACGGAGACCACUGGGCCCAGUCUCGCGCCCUAAUCAGGCCCAAUUUCGUCCGUGAGCAGGUGGCCGAUCUGUCAUUGUUCGAGGAUAUGAUGGGCGAUCUAUUAGCCUUGUUACCGACAGAUGGGCAGACGGUUGAUCUGCAGGAACUCUUCUUCUCGUAUUCCAUAGAUUCUGCGACGGAGUUCCUAUUCGGUCAUUCGGCGCAUAGCUUGAGGAAAAGAUCCCAACCGACAACGGAGAAGGACUCGGAUGACGACUUUGCUGAAGCGUUUAACUAUGCGCUGAAGGCUGUCGCAAUGCGGUCUAGACUGGGGUUCCUGCGCACAUUCUAUUGGGAUCGCAAAGAAGAGCAGAGUAAUCGGAUUUGCCACCGGUUCGUGGAUAAGUAUGUUGAUCGAGUUGUCAAGUUGCAGGAGACGAUGGAUCCUAGCGACGAUCAUAAUGAGGAGAAGAGGAAGAAUGAAAAGUAUCUCGUCAUUCACGAACUCGCGCGCCAGACAACGGACCGUCGCCGUAUCCGGAACGAGCUGAUCAACAUCCUCCUGGCCGGCCGAGACACCACUGCUGGCUUGCUGAGCAAUCUCUUUUUCAUGUUGGCCAAGCAUCCAGAUAUCUGGAGUAAGUUGCGGGAUGAGGUCACGACGACGUUGAAUGGCCGUCUGCCAACGUAUGAUGAGCUUCGGAAUAUGAAGUAUCUCAAGUAUUGCCUGAACGAAUCCCUCCGUCUACACCCCGUUGUCCCAACGAAUGGUAGGGUUGCCAAAAACGACACAUUUCUCCCUGUUGGAGGUGGGCCAGAUGGCCAGUCUCCGGUAUUUGUAUCAAAGGGAACCUUUGUGGUGUACUGCGUGUACUCGAUGCAUCGACGAGUAGACAUCUGGGGUCCCGAUGCAAACGAGUUCCGUCCUGAACGUUGGGAGUCCAUGCGACCCAGUUGGGAGUAUCUUCCGUUUAAUGGCGGACCACGCAUCUGUCUGGGCCAGCAGUACGCCUUAACUGAAGCAGGGUAUGUGACUGUCCGUCUAGCACAGCAGUUCCAAAAGUUGGAGAGUCGAGAUCCGGGUCCCUGGGAAGAGCAUCUGGCGUUGACUCUGAGAUCGCGAAAUGGCACUAAAGUGGGCUUGGUGCCUGCUUGA